This is a messenger RNA of Ceraceosorus guamensis, 2364 nucleotides long. Its product is annotated as galactose oxidase. The transcript has 12 exons. Gene Ontology annotation, molecular function: protein binding. The coding region runs from base 82 to 2355 and encodes 757 amino acids. NCBI's taxonomy places the organism in Eukaryota, Fungi, Basidiomycota, Exobasidiomycetes, Ceraceosorales, Ceraceosoraceae. The record is from RefSeq and is a predicted model, not a curated record.
CAACUUGAUUCUGCAACGCUCGUCAUCUGAACGCCGCUCGCAAACAGCAAGUCCAACCCUCUCCGUCUUGCGCUCGCGAGGAUGGGCAAGAAAGGCGGUGGUGGAGCGGCUCAGGCUGCUGAAAAGGCCGCUUCCAAAGCGGCCAAGCGGGCCAAGCAAGAGUCCAAAGCCGCACGAAGCGCCGCCAAGCAAUCUGUCAAGAAGGGUGGUGGCGCAGGCGUGGGCAGCGGUAGUGGUAACAAAUCAUCGAGCACCGGUACUGCUACAGGCAAAGCAGGAAAGAAGUCCAAAGGCGCAACAGCUGCGGCAGCUGCAGCGUCGAAAGCGGAGGAAGAGGAUUUGGAUGCUUUGUUGGCCAAUUUCAAAAAGGAGUGGGAAGAGGAACACAAGGUUUUGGAAGAGAGGGUGGGCAUGGCUCCUACCAGGAGAGCUAAUGCUACACUCACCGCUUGUCCUCUGGGUGACGAUCUUUGGUUCUUUGGUGGGGAAUACUUUGAUGGAGAUAGAGCGACAUUUUACGCCAAUCUGUUCCGCUACACACCCUCCAGCAAUCCUGCUGCUACUGCCAAUCAAGCCGACUCCACCACUUCCUCCUCGCAAGAUAGGGGUACAUGGAGGCAGUACAGCUCGGCCAACCAACCAGGUCCCAGAUCUGCUCAUGCUGUCGCUGCUAGUCCAGCCGCUGGAGGUAUGCUCUUCGUGUUCGGUGGAGAAUUUGCAGGGCCCAAGCUCAACAAGUUCUUUCAUUACCGAGAUCUUUGGAUCUUUAGCAUAGCCAACAAAUCGUGGGAUCGCAUCGACACAAAAGUCAGACCAUCAGCUCGAUCAGGUCAUCGAAUGGUGUGCUGGAAACAAUACAUUGUACUCUUUGGCGGAUUUCAGGAUACCGGGGUGAGGACCACAUACCUCGGCGACUUGUGGAUCUUUGAUACUGCGGAGUACAAAUGGCACGAGAUCAAACAGAAUGAGCUGAGAAAGCCACCUGCACGAUCUGGCUUUUCACUCUUGUCGACUCCUGAAGGUGUCGUGCUCUACGGAGGGUAUUGCAAGCGCUACAUCAAAGGAGAGAGGACUCAAGGAAUAGCACUAGAAGAUGCGUGGCUCUUGACCAUCGCGCCGGAUGCCGAGACUGGCGAUCUGUUCGCACGUGGAAAGAUCGAAUGGACGCGCAAACGCAAGAUAGGCUAUGCGCCAGGUCAACGCAGCGGCUGCACCAUGACAUUGUGGCCUCAGCGCAACACGGGCGUCCUCUUUGGCGGCGUGACGGAUAACGAAAAUGAUGAGGAAAGUUUGGAAAGUUUCUGUCACAACGAUCUGUUCGCGUAUGCUUUGAGCGGCAAUGGAAGAUGGACCAGUCUGAACUUGAGAAGGAAGAAAAUGCAGGGAGGCAAGAGGAGACGUAAAGCGGCGGUGCAGCCUGAACAGAGGAGGGCAGCUCAAAGUGAUGGAGAAGAGGACGAAGAUGAGGAGGGCGUCGAGACGAAAGACGGCCAAGAUAAGCAGGAGCAAGAGGCAUUCUCAAACGACGUCGUUCCCACAAAAGCAGCUCCAGAAGAAGACGACGAUCCAGACGAUCCGCAAAAGUCGGUGCCGAUCGGUCGAUAUAAUGCGAUGCUCGCCGUUCAGCGCAAUGUGCUGUACUGCUACGGCGGCAUCCAUGAAACUGCUGAUCGAGAAUACACCCUGGACGACUUUUACACUCUUGAUCUGGUCAAGAUGGAGCGCUUCAACUGUCUCAAAUCUUGUCCAAUCGACGCUUUGGAAUGGUAUGAAUCAUCCUCAUCCGCAUCUGGCUCUUCCGACUCUUCCUCCGACAGCAAUCCAGGAUCGGAGGAGGAGAGGGAGCAGCCGGAAGGAGAAGAGAUGGCAGAAAACGAAAUGGACGACGAUGAGCUGCUUUGGGAAGGUGAGGUGGAGAGGACGAGGGAAGAGAUUGAAAAGAUCAAAUUGGAACGAAAGAGGGAAAGGGAAGCGCUCAGGGAGAAAGCCAAUACAUUUUUGGGCGUGUCGAAAGAUGCCGCAAAUCGGGAUGAAAAGGAUGUCAUCUCUACGCCUCAGCCUGGCGAGAGCAUCAAGGCAUUCUAUGAAAGGUCGCGCGCUUAUUGGGCAGGUGUCGCGCACGAACAGAGUGAAGGAAGCGCCAGAGGCAAAGAGAUGCGCCGAGAUGGGUUUGCUCUCGCCGCGCAGAAAUACGAAGAGUACAGACCUAUCCUCGAAGAGAUCGUUCGGAUACAGGCGUCGGCAGGUCUGGAUGCCUCGGACAUCAAAAGCAUGGCAAAUGGGUCGAGUGCAGGUGGCAAGACGGGAGGUAUUGCAGGAGGUGGACCCGGUGCUGAGAGUAGGAAUAGGAGAUAAUAUUACGAG